AAUAAAAUCGCCACCCCUUUCGCUCUCCUCUCCGUGCAACUUCCCUUUCUCUUACAUACAAGACUCUCCGCGGGAGAUUGUUGGAAACGAAGAACCUUCAUUUCCCUCAAUCUCUGUCUUUCUCUCUCUACACGCUCGCAUUCUCGCAGAUCUCGCAAUCCCCCACAUCCAUGGCGUUCGCGGACGGCUCGAGCUCGCGGCAGUCGCUGAUCCCCAGCUUCCUCUACGCCUCCUCGUCCUCGUCCUCGUCCUCGUCCUCCUCCGCCUCCAAGUCGCUCUACCUGGAGAAGAUGCUCGGCUCCGGCCCCCGGUCCUUCCCCGCCCCCGCCUCCGCCUCUGCCUCCGCCUCCUCGCCGGCCGCGGAUCGGAGCGCCUUCCUGAUCCCGGCGCCCAACGAGCCGUCGAAGAAGAUCGCGAUGUACUCGCCGGAGUUCUACGCUGCCUGCACCGCCGGAGGCAUCCUCAGCUGCGGCCUCACUCACACGGCCGUCACGCCCCUCGACCUCGUCAAGUGUAAUAUGCAGAUUGACCCUGCAAAGUACAAGAGCAUUUCAUCUGGCUUUGGAAUUCUAUUUAAAGAGCAGGGCGUCAGAGGUUUUUUCAGGGGCUGGGUACCCACUCUGCUUGGUUAUAGUGCCCAAGGUGCCUGCAAGUUUGGCUUCUACGAGUUCUUCAAGAAAUAUUAUGCCGACAUUGCUGGACCUGAGUAUGCAACCAAGUACAAGACAUUAAUCUACCUAGCGGGCUCUGCAUCAGCUGAGGUCAUAGCCGAUGUUGCACUUUGCCCCUUCGAAGCAGUGAAGGUCAGAGUGCAAACUCAGCCAGGAUUUGCAAGAGGUCUGUCAGAUGGAUUACCCAAGUAUAUAAAAUCUGAAGGCGCUCUUGGGUUAUACAAGGGCCUUGUUCCUCUCUGGGGUCGUCAAAUACCAUAUACGAUGAUGAAGUUUGCAUCUUUUGAGGCCAUUGUUGAGAUGAUGUACAAAUAUGCCAUUCCCCGACCAAAAGAUCAGUGCAGUAAAUCUUUGCAGCUCGGUGUCAGUUUCGCUGGUGGUUAUGUGGCAGGUGUUUUCUGUGCUGUCGUGUCUCAUCCUGCCGACAAUCUUGUCUCUUUCCUCAACAAUGCUAAGGGAGCAACCGUUGGUGAUGCUGUGAAGAAAAUGGGUAUGGUGGGUCUCUUCACCCGUGGUCUUCCCCUCCGUAUAGUCAUGAUCGGUACCCUUACUGGAGCCCAAUGGGGUAUCUACGAUGCAUUCAAAGUUUUUGUGGGGCUGCCAACGACGGGUGGUGUUGCUCCGGCUGCUGCUGCAGCCUCUACUGAGCUUGCCAAGGUUUAGAAUGUCUUAGUGACCAAGGGGAUCGGCAUUUGUCUCAGGCAUGAAGACUCAUCUGCAAUUGGAAGUGAUAAUAAUAGUAGAUUUGCUGGGGCUGGUUCAAUGGCUCUCGAAGUGAUUUGACUAUUCUUUCAUAUUCGGAACUCAAGUGUUCAAUUUUUACUUGACUGAUUUUUGUUUUGGGGAGGAUGGCUAGGUCCUUGUCCUUCGGAUCCAUUAAAUCUUUUUGUAGCUAGGUCCUACGUUCUAAAUCCGGUUGAAACUAAGGUUUGGCAUCCCCCCUUGAACGCUGACAGAGGCAUACAAUUAAAUAAACAGACAGUUUGGGGGCCAUAGUAGGAGGUAUACUUUUGGAGACUUUGAGAUAA
Messenger RNA from Rhodamnia argentea, 1699 nucleotides. RefSeq names its product mitochondrial phosphate carrier protein 3, mitochondrial-like. NCBI's taxonomy places the organism in Eukaryota, Viridiplantae, Streptophyta, Magnoliopsida, Myrtales, Myrtaceae. Gene Ontology annotation, molecular function: phosphate transmembrane transporter activity. Gene Ontology annotation, biological process: mitochondrial phosphate ion transmembrane transport. Bases 171 to 1334 code for a protein of 387 amino acids. The transcript has 6 exons. The record is from RefSeq and is a predicted model, not a curated record. Gene Ontology annotation, cellular component: mitochondrial inner membrane.